CUGGGUGCAGUAGGCAGGAGAGAGCUGGAGCGGAGUGCAGGGGAUCAGAGGGAGGCUGAGCGGUGCGGGCGGCUCCCAGCCGCACAUCAAGACUGGGGCGCACUUGGGCACAGAGGGGCUGUUUCCUAACUGGGAUCCUCGGUGACGUAUGGCUGCCUGCUCCUUGGCAGCUGUCUUUAUAGACCAGUAGGCAGAGGGAAAUUGCCGCUGACGAGACUUUUACAUCUUGGAAGAGACUGUGAUCCACUGCAGUGAAGAACAGAGCCUCUCAAUCACGCGGUGUAAAUAAGAGACAGAGGGGAGUCCAAGAGAAAAGGAAGAGGAGGGGAGAGAAGUGUGUGUCGGGGGGAGUGGGAAAAAGCAUUUUUGGUGGAUGGUAUGAAGCCAGCCAUGGAAACUGCAGCCGAGGAAAAUACUGAACAAAGCCAAGAGAGAAAAGUGAACAGCAGAGCUGAAAUGGAAAUUGGCAGGUACCACUGGAUGUACCCAGGCUCAAAGAACCACCAGUACCAUCCUGUGCCAACCCUGGGGGACAGGGCUGGCCCCUUGAGCAGUCCAGGCUGCUUUGAGUGCUGCAUCAAGUGUCUGGGAGGAGUCCCCUAUGCCUCUCUGGUGGCCACCAUCCUCUGCUUCUCCGGGGUCGCCUUGUUCUGUGGCUGUGGGCAUGUGGCUCUCGCGGGCACUGUGGCCAUUCUGGAGCAGCACUUCUCCACCAACACCAGUGACCACGCCUUGCUGAGUGAGGUCAUACAGCUGAUGCAGUAUGUCAUCUACGGCAUUGCAUCCUUUUUCUUCUUGUAUGGGAUCAUUCUGUUGGCAGAAGGCUUUUACACCACAAGUGCCGUGAAAGAACUGCAUGGGGAGUUUAAGACCACUGCCUGUGGCCGGUGCAUCAGUGGAAUGUUUGUCUUCCUCACCUAUGUGUUGGGAGUGGCCUGGCUGGGCGUGUUUGGUUUCUCGGCGGUGCCUGUGUUUAUGUUCUACAACAUAUGGUCAACUUGUGAGGUCAUCAAGUCUCCCCAGACCAAUGGGACAGCUGGUGUGGAGCAGAUCUGUGUGGAUAUCCGGCAAUACGGUAUCAUUCCUUGGAAUGCUUUCCCAGGAAAAAUAUGUGGCUCUGCCCUGGAGAACAUCUGCAACACAAAUGAGUUCUACAUGUCCUACCACCUGUUCAUUGUGGCCUGUGCGGGAGCUGGUGCCACCGUCAUUGCCCUGAUCCACUUCCUCAUGAUACUGUCUUCUAACUGGGCUUACUUAAAGGAUGCCAGCACGAUGCAGGCUUACCGGGAUAUGAGAGCAAAGGAAGAGCAGGAACUGCAAGAUAUCCAGUCGCGGUCAAAAGAACAACUCAAUUCUUACACAUAAAUGUCUGCCAGAGUGUUUCCGCCGGCGAAUUUACAGCUCUGACAAGUCAUCAGACAGCUGCUCUGCAGCACAGCUGUGUACCCCACCAAACAAACUCAUGUAUAAGUGCAAACUAACACUUCACUGUCUGUCUCAAGCUGCUGGGAUGUGUUUCUAGGAAAACCUUCCAGUAGGUAAAUGUUUUUCUUUAGAACAGGUAUGGGAGGUUUUAUGCCAGCCAUUUUAAAAGGCAACACUUUGACAAAAUGAUUGUUCAUCCUUUUGAAAUUUGUGGCAUGGUCACGUUUACUGCUAGAGCAAUCACACCAAGACAGGCAAUGGGAAUACGGCAUAUUCCUUGAUAGGGACCCAGGAUGUGCCAGCAUCAAGGAAUGUGACCAUAGAUUCACAUAUGCCCUGUCCUCAAAUGAAGUUACGUAGGGACUAAGUAGAAUUGGUGUGAUGUUCCAUUUCUGACAGCUGACAUUUAUUACACUUUGGCUCAAAGAUAUUCUUACAAUUGACUUUUUAAACAUAAGCUGACUUACCCAUCCCCUAAGUCCAGGACACAUUACUUUCCUGAUCCAAUCAGAAACCUACUUUCCCAUAAUGCUGAACUAAGCACUAAUUCUACUACGCCUACCACCAAAGCUGGGUUCCGACUCACUGACAAGCUUUCCAGAAUCAACUUUAUAAUAGAUCUUAAUAAAAUGACUCAGUUGCUAUUAUUCUUGGGAAAUGUCAGCUCUGCCUUAAUGAGUCUUUGUUUUAAAUUUCUAAGAACAUAUUUUACAACAGAAAACCCAACAUCCUUCAUAGAAUUUUGUCCCACAUAUGGUUUUCUUAAGAAGUGUUACCUUAUUAAAAUGAUCACCAGUCUAAACCAUUUUUAUGUGGUCUGAAUAGCAAGUUUACAGUUUCCUACCAACGAUCUAAGACCUAAUUACAAAGAGACCACAGGCCUCCUACUUUUAUAGACUUGAAUACUUAAGUAAUUUAGAGUUGCUAUUUCAUUUUUUCUUAUCUACAUCUUUUAGUUUCCUGGAAUAAUAAAGUUCAAUGUUCAGCAAAAAAAAAAAACUGCUUGCAUUUAAGCCAUUUUCAAAAGAAACUUGCCUUCUAAACCAUUGUGUUCCAGAACAUUAAGUGAGUAUAGGUAUUGGGUAUUAGUGAUGGUAAGCUUUGUGUUGUUCUUUAUGAGAUGAUAUAUGUAACUGUUGGGCGUAUCAGUGCUUUUUAAAAGGGGCUGCGUAAUAUAGGGUUAACAAUGUAUAUUCUCAUGUUAAGAAUUAACUUGUGGUUCGCUGUUUCCUGGAUUUUAAAACAUGUACAUGUGCAGAAAUGUAUAAAAUGACAGGAAGCACAGCUUUGUCAAGAUGCUAUUAAACUUGAACAUUAAUAUUUCAUUUGGAUUCUUUCUGGUGUUGUUGUUAAUGCCUAAACAUGCCUAUUUGGAUCUUGAAUUUUUUGUUUUGAUUGGGAGAAGCUCUAUUCUGUGUAGACCAGUUGUUCUACAAUAGCUUGGUGUUUUGUUUUCCUGUUGCAUGAGAGACUUCAAUAUUUUUUCCAGCAGUGGAGGUGCUGUUAGAGUCCAGUGUUCUAGAAGAGGCAGUUGUCUAAAGGCUAAUUUUACUUCUCUAAUUCUGGUAGCUAUUACCAGGAAGUUUUGGAAGUUUUGUUUAAGUAGUCUAAUAUUUUUAUGUAAAGAGCAUUAAAUUUUGCUAUGUAUAAAUUUUUGUAACCUAACAGUGAAUCAAUAUUUUCUAUCAGUGCCAAGGGCUUCCUGUAGUUUAAGUGUUACAAUAAAUAUUUGUAGAUAAUAGUCAA
This is a messenger RNA of Manis javanica (Malayan pangolin), 3171 nucleotides long. RefSeq names its product glycoprotein M6B (gene GPM6B). Gene Ontology annotation, biological process: axon development; negative regulation of serotonin uptake; central nervous system myelination. The record is from RefSeq and is a predicted model, not a curated record. NCBI's taxonomy places the organism in Eukaryota, Metazoa, Chordata, Mammalia, Pholidota, Manidae. Gene Ontology annotation, molecular function: structural constituent of myelin sheath. Gene Ontology annotation, cellular component: membrane raft; plasma membrane; myelin sheath.